Molecule: messenger RNA, 585 nt
Organism: Trypanosoma rangeli
Lineage: Eukaryota; Euglenozoa; Kinetoplastea; Trypanosomatida; Trypanosomatidae
Exons: 1
Coding region: 1-585 (194 amino acids)
Source: RefSeq, a predicted model, not a curated record
AUGCUUCGCCCAACAUUCAUUGGGCGCAUCUCUGUGACGCUUGUCGCGCUGAAGCGCGGCGGAAAGCCCUCGGACACACCCGACUAUAAGCAAGUGUACCUCCCGUACGACGUGGCCCCAACCCCAGUAGAACUGGAGCGGGAACGAAAAAAACUCCAGCACGCCUACUACGGUCGCAUGGAACAUCGCAAGUUGAUUCCAGUGAAGGAGGUCCCACUAAAUGUCUACACGUACGGGAAGGAGGGCAUGUCGCUCCCCAUUUCAAUUUUCAAGGACCAGCAGGACCCCGUCAUUGGCCCUGAAUGGACGUACCCUGGCAUCUAUGAGAACAAGUUGGCAGCUCAGCACUGGUACACCGAAGAGCUUUUCAGCAAGGAAACUCAUAACACUUUUGAAUCUCCGUGGCAAAAGCAAAUUCUUGAGAAUCAAGUGAAGCGGCGUAUGGCGAAGGUCUCUUUUCGAAUGCGGCAGGUUAAUAUGAAGGCGGUGGAUUUGUUCCAGAAGGAACGAGGAUCGGGGAAAAGAGGGGCUGUCGGUGGUGCAGGGGCGGCGGAGAAGGGAAAAGCCGCGGCGAAGAAAAAGUGA